Labrus mixtus (cuckoo wrasse) is the source of this 2442-nucleotide messenger RNA. RefSeq names its product kelch-like protein 23. The transcript is spliced from 3 exons. Lineage: Eukaryota; Metazoa; Chordata; Actinopteri; Labriformes; Labridae. Bases 145 to 1839 code for a protein of 564 amino acids. The record is from RefSeq and is a predicted model, not a curated record. Gene Ontology annotation, molecular function: protein binding.
GUUUUUUGUUUUUUGUUUUUGGGGAAUGACCUACUUUUUCCUGUUUGCAUCUAGCCAGCCGACAGUCUAUUAAUAACACCAGUUGGUUGGUGUUUUGUAAACCAGGACGAGGACAAGGGACUACACAGAAGAGGUUGUUGUGAAAUGGCCUGCAGAGCUGACACUGAUCCUAAACCUCAGCGUUUUGAAUUCACAGUUCUGUCUGAACAGAUAAACAAACUUCAGGAGGAUGAAUGUGUUCUACAUGUGAAAGAGCCUGAGGUGAUACCUGAUGCCACGCUGCAGGUAGAAGGAGAGAGCUUUUAUGUCAACCGUCGACGGCUAGCCCUCCACAGUCCAUACUUCAGGGCUCUGUUUUUUGGAUGUGGUGUAGAGAGCCGCAGAAGGAUCAUUGAGAUCAAAGGUGUGGGUCUGCAGCAUUUUAGGGUUUUGAUGGAAUACAUCAGGACAUGCAACAUAGCUCUGAACAGAGAAAACGUUCUUGGGAUCCUCGAGACUGCAGACUUUUUACAACUAGAGGGAGCCAGACUGCUGUGCUGCAAGUUCCUGGAGCGCGAGCUGCACCUCAGUAACUGUCUGGGGAUGAUGGCUUACGCUUGGAGGCUUGGCUGCGCUCAGCUCUACAGGGUGGCAAGACAGGUGGUGCUCACACACUUCUCUGCUAUUGCUGCCGAUGAGGACUUCCUGUCCCUGUCUAAAGAGAACAUUGCGGACCUUCUUGCCAGUGAUGACCUGGCCAUCUUCAAGGAUGAUCUUGCCCUGGAGGCCAUCCUACGGUGGGUGUCAUUUGACUCCCAACGAGAAGAGCAUUUUCUGGAGCUCAUUGAGCUGGUGAGGCCUGAGCUGCUCUCUUUACCAUUUCUCACUGAACUGUUGACAAGCAUGAAAAGCUCUGACCCCAGAGCCAAACUUGUCUGUAUGCUGAAUGAACAAUUUCCAGAAUCUUGGUUAGCGGGCAGGUCAAUAAAGAGAACCAGGGCCAGAGAGACCCUCUUUGUCCUGGGCGGACCACAUGAUCAGGAGCAACAGGCACUGUACCAGUUUCACCCGCAGAGUGGUAGAUGGCAGAGCUGUGCACCGCUACAGAGGAAGAACCUCACACAGUACUCUGUAGCUGCUCUAGGAGACAAUGUGGUUGUGACAGGCGGCUACUUCCGGGACGUCCUGUGGUUCAGUGUGGACUGGGUCAGGAUUUACGAAUGUGGGAACCAGCGCUGGCUUGAUGGGCCGGCACUGCAGAAAUCCAGGCACAGCCACUGCUCCAUCGGGCUGGACUCUGCGCUGUAUGUCCUAGGGGGCAGCAUGGAUGAAGGACUUGUGAGUGAUGUAGAGAGACUGGUACUGGGGCCAGACAAAGGGUGGGAGGCGAUCAGCCCCAUGGUGAGGGCUGUUGAGCGGGCAGCCACUGCUACUCUAGGCUCAUGCAUCUAUGUGGCAUGUGGCCUGGAUGAAAAUGGGGAGGCGUAUGGAGGAAUUCAGCGGUAUAUGGUGAAGGAGGAUCAAUGGGAUGUGAUCUCCUAUUCUCCAUAUCCACGUUAUGACCUGGUUGCAACAGAGCUUAACGGUGCCCUCUACCUGUUUGGAGGCCAAGCUUUGCGAUUCGACGUGGAAACAGACGAGUGGACCUUAUUUGAGGAGGAAUGUCUGGACAGUAAAUUCUUCUCUGGCUGCACAACAGUCAGCGGACAGAUAUAUCUGGUCAGUGAGAAAAAGAGUAACAAAGCAAUCCCAAACAUGGUACUGAUGGACCCCUACAUAGACACCUGCAUGGAAGUGGAUGAUGCCAUGCCCUGCUCUGUGCCCCUUAGAGGGUGUGUUACUGUGAGAAUGCCUAUUUGAAGGAUAGCACGUUGAUUUAUUCUGCAAACCUCAGCUUUUUUUGUACAUGUCUACGUACUAAAACGUCAAAAACUUAAUUUUCUAAUAGGUCAUGUCUUUGGCUUACAUGAAUUAAAUACAUGAAAAAGUAAGCACAAUUUAAAUAAACAGACACAGGUGUAAUCAUUCACUUAAAAGAAGACAGCAGUGCUAUUUAUUUCAAUAGUCAUUUAUUAAAACUUUUCAAGUUUACACACAAUCAAUCAAGCAGCCAUGGGAACUCUUAAGAGAACAGUAAAGUGUUACUUCAUGAAACAAAAAUCUAUUUUUUUAAGUCUUUAAAAAAACAAACAUCGUUUUAGUUGGUGUAAUGGGUGUGAUAUUAAGUGGAUCAGCCCUUUUAUUUCUCCACCAAUUAAAUCCCACUCUGUGUUGUGAGCCUCAGUGUUACAAUUGAGACCCAACCUUCCUUCUGUUCAGGACAUUCAUUUUGUAUAAGCUGAAGUAAGUGGACACAGGAACUUACUUUAUGAGUUGCUAUUAGCGACUUGUUCAAAAUGAAUAUUAUUCGUGGUUGUGAAUUACAGCAAUAAAGAUUACUUAGAUUUAAAAAAAAACAAAAAA